Molecule: messenger RNA, 2539 nt
Organism: Teleopsis dalmanni
Lineage: Eukaryota; Metazoa; Arthropoda; Insecta; Diptera; Diopsidae
Exons: 3
Coding region: 360-1424 (354 amino acids)
Source: RefSeq, a predicted model, not a curated record
GAGUUCUUAAUGAACAGGGUAUGGUUAAGCGUAAUAUAGUAUUUCUGUACCACAGCCUCUGCCAUAUCAAGACCAUGGUGCGUGCUGAAGAAGUACAUCCUUCCCGAGGUGAUCCUGUCAAGUCGGCGCUUGUCGACUUUAACUGAACACCAUGGAUCUAGAGAGGAAAACUCGAUAAAACCCGUAAUCUCCGGUGUUAUUCGACCCGUGCCCUUGAGAUGAAUGGCACUACGUUAGUGUGUCUUCGAACGGAGACCUUCGGAUAACUGGCGCCCUCCGAUUGUAACAUAGCCUUGUCCAGGUAUGGCGGAUCUCUGCCCGGAUCGACUUAUUUUUCUCCGCAACUCGUGGGAUUAAGCAUGAAUUCAAAUAAUGUAAAAUAUAAUAAAAUAAUUAAUAAUACAGCUGGUCGUUCGGCAUAUCUAAAUUCUGUUACUUCGGAUAAUCAAGCAUCCUAUUCCAGUAAGAUACCUACAGCGUAUUCAAAUAGAAAUGAAAGGGAGUCACGCGUCAGGUCCAGACGGUCGGGUGCUAAUUCACGGAAAAUUUAUAAUGACCGUCGUGCAGCUAACAGACUGGUCGAGAGAUUCAAUAAUACGCCGUAUAAUCAACUGUCUGAAGCAAAUAAAUGCAGCCUUGAUUGGGCUAGAAAGGUGCUGGAAACAGCUCCUAGCACUGAUAAACGGGAAUCUGGAACUAAGCGCUCAAUAGUCGAGUCAGUUUCAACGCCCGAAGUUAAAAAUGUACAAUUUUCUGGUAAUUCUACUCAAAAUAGGCCUUUAUUAGAUCAGCCAAACUCAAAUUCUGAAGCUAAGAAGGCAAAAUGUAGUAAUCCCAUUCAAAAUGAGCCCUUGAGUGAUAUAGUGAAGAGCCAGAUAACUAUUGCAGUCAUCGAUGAUAGUGACCCUGAUGGCAAAAUCACACAUGAAAACUGGAGUUUAAUAAACAAAAAACUUAUGGAUUUAUACCUUGAUUUAAUGAAGGAGUAUCCAGGUAAAACUCCCUCCUUUCGUGAUGGUGGAUGGUUCCAGGGUUAUGUGAAACUAAUCGAUUGUGCGGAUCAACGUUCUGUUGAUAUUUAUCGCAUUGCCAUCUCCAGAUUGGGUGAGGUCUGGCCAGGCGCAAAACUCAGAGUUGUUGAUAAGGAUCAAAUUCCUUGCCGACCAAGAGCGCAUACCUGGGUACCGGCCGAGCCGUCCGACCCUAGAAAGAUACUAAACUUAAUUCAGUUGGGUAAUUGGGGAAUUGGUGCCCACACUUGGAGGAUCACUAAGGUGGAGGAACCAAAAGGACGUUAUAGAUGGGUCAAUCUUGUGCUUGACAAAGCAUCAUUGGUUCCCUUGGCACGAUCUGGUGGUGUUAUAAAUUACGGUUUCUCAUCUAUUAAUAUAAAGGUCUAUAAAAAGGAUCAGGAGCGAUCCUAAUCCGACUUUUAUAUAAUUCCAAUGGAAAUAUCGUAAGAUGUUUCUAAUUUUUGAAUGAAAAUCGAAUGGAAAACAUCUGCUCUUCAUUCUCUGGUUUCCUCUUUUUCAUCAGAAGUAAGCAUGAGUACAUGUCAUCUCCAUGAACACAUACUACUUUCGUUCAAGAAUAUGUCUGCAAAAUUAAUGCUCUCAUCACACUAGCGGAGUUAAUUGACUUCAUAGGCAAAUGUAAUGAUGACAUGGGCGUAUCGAAUUAACCGGUAAUGAUGCGCCUUCCAGGUUGCAACAACGCCAUUACAAUGAAGGGACAAAUAUGGUUUUUAAGCCAAAACCAUGGUCUUAUUGUAAUUUUGUAUGCUGGCUCCGAACUUAAAUCUUCCAAUUUAUACAGCCAGAAAAGUAAUGAUUAUCAGACUGCUAUAAGCUUUUAUGACCAUCAGACACUUCCGUUAAAUAUUCUGAAAUGGCGGGUCUAAAAGUCUGGUAGAGCUGCUAAUAGGCUAUACAGAAACAUUUUUUCAAUGUGGAUGGGACAGCAUAAAUACAAACGAACGCGGUCAGCAAAUAUGAAAAGUGAUGUCAUUGAGAUAUAAAUUAGUGGAACUUUUUUUCCUUAUAUGACACAAUUGUUAAAAUUGUUAUCUAUCUUAUUCCUAUAAGAUUUAUGGAUGGAAUUGUUUAUGCUAAACACUCCAUGUAGAAUCAAAGGAGUCAAGAUAUACACCAUAUGUUCGUUGAUAUAUUGAUAUAAGAAAAAAAAAUUAUUGCUUCGGAGUCCUGGAUGAUACAAGUAUGAAUCAAAAAAAUUCGAUUUUCAUUGUUAGAAUAAGAGUAGGAUUUAGCGACAAUGUACAGGAAGGAGCUACGAUACUCUCAUGCUAAAGAUGUAAAGAUGAUGGAUAUUAAGCUGGAAGAGCAAAAAAUGCAAAUUUCUACUAAAGUAUUGAAUUGAAUUUCAUCGAAAUCUAUGUGCUAGCUUAUACGUUAUAUGUAUAUGUGAUUUAAUAUUAUAUACAUAUAUAUAUUCUAUUUUAUUGCUUCCUUGAAAAAGGAUGCUCUUAUAAAGCUUUGUAAUUCAAUUGUAAUGAAAAUGAUUUACAAAAUGGCUCAGAAUG